UCAUCAAUUGAGAGGAGGAUUUCCCAUUUAUGGAGAGGAGAGUAUAAGAGGAAGAUUCUUUGUUUAAGGGGAAGAGAACAGUUCACGAAAAAGGAUAACAGGGGUGGCUUUGCAAAAUGUUACGAGAUCACAGAGUCAAAGUCGCACCAUGUAUUCGCUGGGAAAAUUGUGCCAAAGUCACUGAUGGCAAAAAGCAAUCAGAGGGAGAAGAUGACCCAGGAGAUUGCGAUUCACCAGACCUUGAAUCACAAACACAUCGUUGGCUUUCACGGUUUCUUCGACGAUACUAAUAAUAUUUACAUUAUCCUGGAACUCUGUCGUAAAAGGUCGAUGAUGGAGCUGCAUAAGCGCAGGAAAGCACUGUCGGAAUGCGAGACACGAUACUUCAUGAAGCAGAUCUUGGAUGGAGUUUUUUACCUGCAUCAGCAUAGAAUAAUUCACAGAGAUUUAAAGUUAGGCAAUCUGUUUUUGAACGACGAUUUGCAAGUCAAGAUCGGUGAUUUCGGAUUGGCAACCAGAUUGGAGCAUGACGGUGAAAGAAAAAAAACUGUCUGUGGUACUCCGAAUUACAUCGCACCGGAAGUGCUCACGAAGAUCGGACACUCGUAUGAGGCUGAUGUAUGGAGUAUUGGUGUCAUAAUGUACACUCUACUUGUGGGUAAGCCGCCUUUCGAGACGUCAAGCCUGAGGGAAACGUAUUCUAGGAUCAAACAAGUGCAGUACAAGACACCGCAACACAUUAGUAAACCUGCCAUGAACAUGGUGGCGAACAUGUUGCAACUGAGUCCCUCAAAACGUCCGUCCGUUGCCAAACUGAUGAAAGACAGCUUUUUUAGUUCUGGUAAGACAUCAACAAUUAAAAAAAGUGGAAUUGUUCAAUAG
Molecule: messenger RNA, 882 nt
Organism: Temnothorax curvispinosus
Lineage: Eukaryota; Metazoa; Arthropoda; Insecta; Hymenoptera; Formicidae
Product: serine/threonine-protein kinase PLK1-like
Exons: 4
Biological process (GO): mitotic cell cycle; protein phosphorylation; regulation of cytokinesis
Cellular component (GO): nucleus; spindle pole; cytoplasm
Molecular function (GO): protein serine/threonine kinase activity; ATP binding
Source: RefSeq, a predicted model, not a curated record